GUCUUUUCUCCCGACCCUGUGCGCGAAUUUCGAGGCCACACAAACGACAUUUUGGACCUCUCCUGGUCCAAGGGCGGCUUUCUCCUCUCGGCCUCCAUGGACAAGACGGCACGUCUCUGGCACCUCUCCUGGCCCAACUCGCUUGUAUCCUUUGUCCACGGCGACUUUGUUACAUCUGCCUGCUUCCAUCCAAAGGACGAUCGCUUUUUCCUUUCGGGGUCUCUCGACGGAAAGCUCCGACUCUGGAACAUUUCGGCGAAAAAGGUGCAGAAGAGCCAAGAAGUGCCGGGCCUCAUCACGGCUACGGCCUUUACAAAGUCUGGCAAGACGGCCUGCGUCGGCACCUUUGCAGGCGCUGCACUCUUUUACAGCACCGACGAGCUGCAGUACACUUCGUCGAUUGCCGUGAGGUCUCCGUCUGGAAAGAAUGCAAAGGGCGGCCGAAAGAUUACGGCCAUCGAGCCCCUUUGCGGAGGGCUGGCCAAUCCCUCGCUGUCGAUUGCAGCUCAGCCAGGCGCGGGAGACCAGGGCGAGGACUCGAGAGUCGUCAUCACCUCCAACGACAGCCGGGUGAGAGCAUACGACGUGUCGCAAAAGAAGCUG
Molecule: messenger RNA, 603 nt
Organism: Acaromyces ingoldii
Lineage: Eukaryota; Fungi; Basidiomycota; Exobasidiomycetes; Exobasidiales; Cryptobasidiaceae
Product: WD40 repeat-like protein
Exons: 1
Molecular function (GO): protein binding
Source: RefSeq, a predicted model, not a curated record